AUGGCGAGGAAACGCAAGGCCUCCGACUCCGCCGUGGACAUUGACGGCGACGGCGACGGCAACGACGUGCUCCAGUACUCGCCACCACUGCUGGCUUCAACAGACGCGUGUGCAUGGGCAUCAUCGGGCGGUGGUAGCAUGGCCGCGGUGGCUGCUGCUGCGGCGGCGGCGGCGCAGCAGCAGCAGCGGGGAAGGAAGCGGUUCGUGGGCGUGCGGCAGCGGCCGUCGGGGCGGUGGGUGGCGGAGAUCAAGGACACCAUCCAGAAGAUCCGCGUGUGGCUCGGCACCUUCGACACGGCCGAGGAGGCCGCCCGCGCCUACGACGAGGCCGCGUGCCUCCUCCGCGGCGGCAACACGCGCACCAACUUCUGGCCGCGCCCCUCGCCGGCUUCCUCCGUCGCAGUAGCCCCCGCCGCCGUGCAUCCCGCGCCGCCUCCGCCGACGCCGGCGGCGGCGUCGGGGUCUCCAACGCAGGCGCCGGCUCUUCCGUCCAAGGUCACCAAUCUCCUGCUCCUGCGGCUCAGGGCUCGCGACAACCAGCAGCAGCUCCUCAACGCUGCCCCGGCGAGGCAGCAGGAGGCCGCGCUGCUACAGGGGCCGUUGUGCGCCGAACCGUACGGCAACGGCGGCGGCGAGGAGUGCGCCUUCCAAGUCGACGACUUCUUGAGCUACGACUGCGGCAGCGAUGAGAACAGCUCGCAAGAAAUAGAUGAAGAGGAGGAGGAAGAAAAAGAGGAGGAGCUGGACUUCCAGUUCAUGGACCAGCAGACCGCGUCGCCGGCCGCGGGGUGCGAGGGCGGGCUCUGCUCGCCGUUCGAGGUGGUGGCGGCAGAGCUCGGCGGCGGCGUCGGCGGCGAGCCGGCCACGGCCGUUCACGAGCUGAUGAUGAGCAGGAUGGACUACGAGAGGAAGAUCUCGGCGUCGCUCUACGCGCUCAGCGGCGUCUCGGAGUGCCUCAAGAUGCGCCUCGGUGCCGCCGCUGCCGGUGGUGGCCACGCCGUGCGUGAUCAGCUCUCCGGGCUGAGGGAGGCGUGCCGGAAGAAGCAGCGAGAGACAGUUCAACAGCAGCAGCAGCACGAACAAGAACCGUCAACGGAAACAGCAGAGGAUGUCAAGCCGUCUCGUGAGGAGUGUUCGCCCGGCGGCGGCGCCCCGGAGGCGACAAGCUCGUCGUCUGAGGCGAGCGACGGUGACGGUGACGGCGAUGUGCUGCUGUGGAGCUCCCUGGACUUGGCUCCCAUCUGCUGA
Messenger RNA from Miscanthus lutarioriparius, 1248 nucleotides. The record is from the annotation of a GenBank genome assembly. Lineage: Eukaryota; Viridiplantae; Streptophyta; Magnoliopsida; Poales; Poaceae.